ACUUCUACGAAUGGGGAUGCUGUUCAUGUACAGAUUUCGUCGUCUGAUUUCACAGAACUGGUGAAGGAAAAUGUAGCGAUCGUUGACAAAACUGCAUUUAUUGGGCUUGCAUUGACAGGAAAUCGCUUUAAACUUAUAACAAGACCUCGUCGUUUUGGAAAAACGAUGAAUCUCUCUAUGCUGAAAGCAUUUUUAAGUAAGGACUCUCUUGUAACGUCCCAAAACCUAUUCGCAAAUUACAACAUUACUAAGGAGCCUGCGUUCGAACAUGUAAGGAGGAAUCAUCAAAACCAAUACGCAGUGUUUCACUUUUCUUUUUUAAGAUUUGCCACAAAACGUACAGCUUCGAAAUUUGAAGCCGAUUUCUUACAUUAUAUUAAGUUUGUAUUGUAUCGAUAUGUUGGCAUGUAUGAAACGACAUUAAAUUCUCGAGAUAAAGUAUGGUUAGAGCGCCUUUUCCUUCAACAAAAGAUCGAUUCAUUGCCGCCUUUGCUGGAUGGAUAUGCAAUCUUGAUAGAAUCACUUAGAAAAAAAGGUUACCAAAUCGCCGUCUUGAUUGACGAGUAUGAUACUCCGAUUUUAAAUACACUUGAACAGGAAAUACGAACAUUAGAAGCAGGGAAAGAUCUCACCAACAGUGAAUUAUAUUCAGUAACUCUCGAACUGAUGAGAGAGUUUUACCUUUUCUUUUUCAAGGAUGGGAUCAAACCCAGUCCUGAUAAGGGAAUUCUCGUCGGGAUUAGCUAUCUGGCGAAAGCCAGUCUAUUCUCCGAUUUAUCAAAUUUUGAAGAGUUUACCAUAUUUAACGACCAGACGUUCAAUUCCUUGUUUGGAUUUACCAAAAUCGAAGUUGAUGACUUAAUUAUCAAAUCAAAAACUCAAUUGAAGUACAAGGACUUCGACGAAUGGUAUGACGGGUACAAGUUCGGUGAUGCAAGUAUAUUUAAUCCGUUUUCUGUGUUAUCGGCAAUAUCGCAAAACGAAUUCGAAACUUUCUGGGGGCAAACGGGAUCGCUCAAACUCUUCAAGAGUCUAAUUUCUUAUUCCGGUAGAAUCGGAAUACUACAUAUUCAUUUACUACUGUCUGGGUACGCAUUAGAAAAAACAAUCGAAAAGGAUUUGGUGGUCGAAGACUUGUUUAAAAAAGAAGAAACAUAUUGGAGUCUUCUGGCCCAAGCGGGAUAUUUAAAUGCCGUAAAAACAAAAAAAAAAGACGUUUUUAAACUGAGAAUCCCGAACAAAGAAGUUGAGGACUAUAUUAAAAAAGCAUUUGAACCAGAGUUGAGAAAAGAACAGGAAGAAUAUGACAAAUUCUUAGAAGCUUUCAAGGGCCUACAGAAUGGAAACGAAAGUAAUCAGAAUGAAAGCAAAAGUAUUCAGAAGUAUCUCAAUAUUCACUACAACUCUCCCAGCCCUUACUUCCGCUUGGAUUUGAAUGAAUCAAUGAAAAGAUUUGGAAAGGAUUUGGAAACGUUGUUGACCGGAGUACCAAAGGACAAUAUCGUCUCGGAAAUUUUCACACAGAAUUGCCAAGAAAUUUACGAAGCCCUAGUUAUAACAAAUGACACCAUUAUCAUUAUUGAUCUUGUGAAGAUGGACGCCAUCACUAAUGAGACCGCUCCGGAACAGCAUUUGCCUACAUUCAAAAAUCACUCCACUGUCUUGGAAAAGCUGAAGGCGUCAAAAUAUUAUAAAAUAGGUAUAUGGAUUUGGAAGGGUAUCGAGAAGAUUGCAGUCGAAGUAAUAGUAGACAUGAUUAAAUCACACAUGUAAAUACACCGAAAAAAAAGGAAAUGUGGUUUCUACUAAACACAAAAUGUAAAAAUUGGCCUCUUAAAUUCGGCUGAAUCAUGUGAAUCGGUUUAUAAUUCAAGAAAGCAAAUUUGUUGAAUUAUCAAAUCACUUUUUCCUAGAAUUAGCAUUUUAGUUAUUUUGCUAAAAUAUGAAGAAAAUUGUUAAUUUAUCACUACAAAUGAUAAUUAUAUUGGACAUUAGUUUGUUUUUAAAGCUUUUUGCGGUAGAUAUAUACUCAAGCGGACUUGAUAUUAUAAACGAACAAGAAUUGCUGAAUCCUAUAAAGAAUUGUGUUAAUUUAGGCGAUUAAGACUGAUAUAAUAACGAAACGUAAUUGAAAUACUCAGAAACAGUUUUGUAAAAUUCGCAAAACUACGAUUUGCGUUUUUAUCAAAGGUGAAUUUUGCAAUUUUUAAGGAACGAAACUUGAUAUUAUUACAGAACAGGUUUUGAAGUUUCCUCAAAGCCGUGCUCUAAAAUUUUCAAAUAGAGUUUCGUAACAACUGAAAAAUGGCAUUUGUAUGAUUAGAAUAACGAAUUGAUGCUUUCUCAAAAUUAAGGUGAAAUAUUCUCCAAAUAUUUUCGUAAAUUUUUUAAAUCUUGCUUUGAUCAAACAAAAAACAUGCAUUUUGGAAAUCCGAAGAAUUUUUUUUUUUUUGUUUAUUAGAGAAAUAGACAACUACAUACAAACGUGUUAAGCCUAAUUAUGCUAGAUUAAAUUAUAAAAGAACAAUGAUAAUGGGUGGAAUGGGGAGGCCAUUCCUAUCUAUGUACAAAGAGUAUAGGUGCUAUAUACUAAGAUUUGGUUAAUUAUGACAAAAAUAUGUUAUCGAUAUUUAAAUAAUAUAAUAUAUACACUUGAGUAAAUGGA
Bemisia tabaci is the source of this 2665-nucleotide messenger RNA. The record is from RefSeq and is a predicted model, not a curated record. NCBI's taxonomy places the organism in Eukaryota, Metazoa, Arthropoda, Insecta, Hemiptera, Aleyrodidae.